AAGCGCGCGGUCCGCUGUGCCGCCGGCUCACGGUGGCGGUGCUGGCGGGGCCGACGGGUCGCUGUUUGGGCCAUCCAGCGCCGCGGAAGGAGCAACGCGCUGCUCGCGAGCUCUCCCCAGCCAUGUCCUACUGCAGGCAAGAAGGAAAGGACAAAAUUAUAUUUGUGACCAAAGAGGACCAUGAGACACCAAGCAAUGCUGAAUUGGUAGCAGAUGACCCCAAUGAUCCUUAUGAAGACCAUGGUUUGAUAUUGCCUAAUGGAGAUAUCAACUGGAACUGCCCUUGCCUUGGCGGAAUGGCGAGUGGUCCUUGCGGGGAACAAUUCAAAUCCGCCUUUUCCUGUUUCCAUUAUAGCAAGGAAGAAAUAAAGGGAUCCGAUUGUGUGGACCAGUUUCGUGCAAUGCAGGAGUGCAUGCAGAAGUACCCAGAGCUGUACCCCCAAGAAGAUGAUGAUGACGAAGAUGAAGAAAAGCAGGGCAAAGCUCUAGAAGCUGCUGCUGCUUCUGUAGCCAAAGAGGAAGAGAAGGGAUCCAGCUAAUGAAGCUCCCUGGAGGCUUUGGUCUCCUUUCCAACUUCAAAGACACACUAUAACUUAUGCAAAGCAUCUUCUCUCCCUUCCCUUUCCUCCCUCUCUGCCCCUCCUCCCGAUCCUUCAAGGAACACACUUCACCUCUGUUCAGUGCACUGUAUCCUGUGAAAUUACUUGCUGCAAGGAAGUAAGACACCUUGGCCUCAUGGUCUCAAUAAGUAAAUGCUGCAAAGAGGUCAGUGCCUAGCAAGGGGACAACCCAUUCUCAGGCACGGCCGCUGCUUUAAUAGUUAUUUCCUUCUCCAGUCAUGUUAAGUUUGCAGGUUGACUUGAACAAGACUAGUAGAGAGGUGGAGCCAACACACAAUCUGAGGGAAAUCUGUUAGUAAGGAUGUCCGGUCAGGGUUUAUUUUCAGUGAU
Lacerta agilis (Sand lizard) is the source of this 950-nucleotide messenger RNA. RefSeq names its product coiled-coil-helix-coiled-coil-helix domain containing 4 (gene CHCHD4). The record is from RefSeq and is a predicted model, not a curated record. The transcript has 3 exons. Gene Ontology annotation, cellular component: mitochondrial intermembrane space. Bases 123 to 539 code for a protein of 138 amino acids. Lineage: Eukaryota; Metazoa; Chordata; Lepidosauria; Squamata; Lacertidae. Gene Ontology annotation, biological process: protein import into mitochondrial intermembrane space. Gene Ontology annotation, molecular function: protein-disulfide reductase activity.